AUGAAAGAUAUUCUAUACGCUUCUGUUGUUGGAAGCUUGAUGUAUGCACAUGUUUGUACAAGACAUGAUAUUUUAUUUGUUGUUGGAAUGUUGGGAAGAUAUCAGAGUAAUCCAGGUCUUGACCACAGGAGAGCUGCAAAGAAAGUCUUAAGAUACCUUCAAGGGACAAAAGACUACGUGCUUAUGUACAAACGAUCAGAUGAUUUGGAAGUCAUUGGCUACUCUGAUUCAGACUAUGCUGGCUAUGUUGAUACACGCAAAUCAACUUUAGGAUACAUUUUUAUGUUAGCCGGCGGAGCUAUAUCUUGGAGGAGUGCCAAACAGACUCUGAUUACAACUUCCACUAUGGAGGCUGAGUUCGUUUCUUGUUUUGAGGCUACCUCACAAGGUGUAUGGUUGAAGAGUUUCAUUUCUGGGCUUAGAAUUGUCAACUCUAUCUCUAAGCCAUUAAGAUUAUAG
Molecule: messenger RNA, 459 nt
Organism: Lycium ferocissimum
Lineage: Eukaryota; Viridiplantae; Streptophyta; Magnoliopsida; Solanales; Solanaceae
Product: secreted RxLR effector protein 161-like
Exons: 1
Coding region: 1-459 (152 amino acids)
Source: RefSeq, a predicted model, not a curated record